Molecule: messenger RNA, 5023 nt
Organism: Arabidopsis thaliana (thale cress)
Lineage: Eukaryota; Viridiplantae; Streptophyta; Magnoliopsida; Brassicales; Brassicaceae
Product: RNA recognition motif (RRM)-containing protein
Exons: 3
Coding region: 2696-4783 (695 amino acids)
Cellular component (GO): nucleus
Molecular function (GO): nucleic acid binding; RNA binding
Source: RefSeq, marked reviewed
AAACGAAGAGCACAAAGUGAAAUGGGGAAUUGUUUUUUGUAGAGCCCUAAAUAGAAAAUCUCCAACUGUAGUGAAAGUGAAGAAGAAGAAGAAGAUGGUGGAGAUCUGAAAAUAUGCGAUAGAUCUGACGAAUGCAGAUCUAAAAUGUCAUCUAGAGGAAGGGAGAGGAUGAUGAUGAAGGAAGACGGUAGAGGAAGGAAUCCACCGUCGCGACAUCUUUGGGUUGGUAACCUUCCUCAUGGGAUACUUGAACGAGAAUUAGCCGAUCGGUUCUUAAGAUUUGGUGAAUUGGAAAGCUUAGCGUUUCAGCCUGGACGAAGCUACGCAUUUGUUAAUUUUAAUCACGAUGAGGAUGCGUUCGCUGCGAUUGAGUCGCUUCAAGGCUUCCCACUCUCUGGAAACCCACUUAGGAUCGAGUUUGCUAAGGCGGUUAGUGUUGAAAACUCCUUUUUUUUUUUUUUUUUUUCCAAUGCUUGCUUAAUUUGGCUUGGUUUUUGAGUCUUGAGGUUGAUUAGAGAUGACAUGAACUAACUUAUUAGGAGUGAUUGAAAGUUAUCAGUUAGUGUGUCUUCAAUAGAUGACUAGUUAUGUGAUUACUUACACGUAAAUUAGUUCCAGUCAGUACCAUUCUAGAAAUUAAUGAUUGUUGACUACGCAAAGGUAACAAGUCUCUUACCUUGUUCUGGAUAAGUUGUUACUCGGAUGAUACUUAAUCAUUGUCUAAGUUUAUAGAACUUAGCAAUCAGUACCAUUCUAGAAAUUAAUGAUUGUUGACUACGCAAAGGUAACAAGUCUCUUACCUUGUUCUGGAUAAGUUGUUACUCGGAUGAUACUUAAUCAUUGUCUAAGUUUAUAGAACUUAGCAAUGAGCAAAACAAACGAAGAUGGUGGUAUCUCAUUUUUGUCUCCUCUUCAUAGGCCUCACACUUUAUUAUUACAAGAAGUUUUUUUUCACAUUAACUGUGAAAGUUCUGUAGUUUCUAUAUAUGGAAACUUAGAAUCAUUCUUUAUUAAACCAUAUGCCUCCACAUCAAAAGUAUCCAUGUGUAACCGCACAAGCAUUCACCUUUAUCAUUCACAGCACAAACAUUCACCUUUAUCAUUCACAACACAAGCAUUCAGCCAUUACGUUGUGAAGCAUUCAGAAUGUUAUUGACAAAUAAUACAAACUUGGUAGUUGAUCCCAAGUUGGAGUUCUUUGUUCAUUUAAAGAUGCUCUUAGCUCACUUGAGGUCAAGUGUGUUCCAGGAACAUCAGCAUGUGUUGAAGGGAAGUGGACCAGUGUUCAACUAGAUCUUACAAUAAAGAUAACAGAAAAUUGUCAAUAAGCUUUAUGGCUCUUAGAGUUAAUGUUUACCUAACAACUUUGGAUGAUUCCAUAUGCUUCAGCGUCAGGGUCACAUUCAUGCAAAAGUCAUAAACCCAAGUUAAUAGAAUUAUGUUGGCAUUGGUCCACAUGUUGUAAGUUUGAUUGCGUUGCUGCCUGACUUCAGUUGCCUCUCAGUACUUACGAAGGUGUGACUUGAUCAUCUAUAUUGUGUCUCCGAGUAACUUUUCCUGCCUUCUAUUAUGUCAUUAUAAACUGAGAAGUUACAGAGUAUAGAACUAUUAUUCAGCUAGCAGUUGGUGACAUUUUACAUAUUUUCUCCAUAAUAUGUGAGUAACAACCCACCAUACGUUCGAGGCAUUGUUAAAGUUCAUUCUCAUCUUCACCAUGUUUCAUAUUCCUCUGCAACUUGCCAGUGCCAAACAGAUACAUGCUUUUGAAAUGGUUACCUAUACAUAGACAUUGUUAAAAGCAGAAUUUGAUUCGUAUGUACCAAUUCCAGCUUGCAACUGCCCAAUAAAAUUGAUCAUUGUUAUUUUUUUAGAUUAUACAAAAAUUGACAGGGCCAAAUAUCUUAAGCUUGAUGAUUGUUUGUGUUUAUGACAUGUUUACUUUUUGCCAUGAUUACAUCUUGGUCAUGUCUUAAAUUCUCCAUGGCUAGUGAUGAUGUGUAAAAUUGAGGAGCUAAAUUUGUAUAAUGUUUAGGAUUGGCCUAUUGUCUGAUACCUCAAUAUAUUAAUAUUGUAACUUAUACAUUGCAGGGAUAUUCUUUAGCUCAAAUUAAUCACCAUAGGCAGCUCUUCCUUCCUUAGACUUGCUGAUAACUAGAUACUCGAGUUUUUUCAUCGGUUAAUAGUUUAAAGAGUUUCUAUCUGCUUUAUAUUGUUGAUAUUAAUGCAUAUUAGCUUUUACUAACUGUGAGGCAGAAGCGUUUUCUGUUGCACAGUGUUUGUUGCCUGGUGGACUUUCUUACCCAGCUGUGUUAGAUGGGCAUCUCAUUAUCUAGUUAUGAAUUAAAAUAGCGUAUGGAUUUUAAUAAUCUUGUGAUGGAUUUGAAACUUGAUUCUAUUUAUUAUUUCUCUUGAUAACAGUAGCUACUGCAUAGCUAUUUAGUUUGUUACUUGAAGUACCAUAUAAAUACACUGCUGAAGUUUCCUUCUGAUUAGCUUUCAUUUAGAGCCUACUGAAGCUGAUGCUUUAUUUUCUUGAUCAUGCAGUGAAGUAGGCCGUUGGUUAAUACUUCUAUCUUUGUGAUACUCUUUAUCGCAGGAAAAGUCAUCAACUGGAUCACGCACUGAUGAUAUAUAUCGCCAUGAUGAACAGCGGUCUGCAGCAAGAGGGUCGUCUUUUGUCCAAAGGGACUCCAGAAUGCGUUAUGAGAGCCCAGACACAUAUAGCAAAUCAAAAAUGAAUGAUAGAAAUGCAGAACCCAGUGAGGUACUAUAUAUAGGGUUUCCUGCUUCGUUGAAAGUAGAUGAUGCGCUCUUGAGGAACGUCUUUUCUUCGUUUGGAGAAAUAACAAAGGUCACGGUAUUCCCUGGUCGCAGUUAUGCAUUUGUUCAAUUCCGAAAUCUGAUGGCAGCUUGUAAGGCGAAAGAAAGUCUUCAGGGAAAGUUAUUUGGCAAUCCUCGAGUGCAUAUUUGUUUUGCAAAGAGUGAACCUUCCUCAUCUGGCAGUGGAAGGGGUCCGUCGGGUAGAUCACUCUCUCCACCUUACAGAUCUGUUGAUCGACUGGGAUCUUCAGAAGGUUAUCUUCAGGAUAGAAACUAUGGAAGCAUCAGCAGAAUUCCCAGUGUGAGGGAACCACAUUACAUAGAAGAUAGGGAUUUAGAAGAUUCUGAAGGUUACAUUUUUAACAGGAAACGAGACUCAAGUAGCGAUGGAGGUCCUGCAUAUGGAAGGUCGAGAUCUACGCAUAGAUUUCCUCAGGAUAUGCAUGAAUAUCAUGGUAGUCCUGGGGAAAUGGGUACUUCAUUCCGUGAUAAUCCUCACAGAUUCCAGACAAGGAGUUCAGAGUAUGAAGAGCCAUGGGAUCUACCCGAAGAUGACUACUACUACCAGGAAAUCAAGAGAUUGAAGACAAGAUCCUCGCAGCCUGAGAGGCAGCUCCCAGGGCAUCAGCUUUCUGGUAUAGAGCAAGAAAGACGCCCCUUUUCAAGGGCAUCUGCUGAUUUUUCCCCAAAAGAUGCAUUUGAGCGGAACUAUGAGGCUGGACAGCUAAGAUACAACCAAACAGUUGAGCAGCCGUUAAACCUGGCUAUAAGGAAUGGGGACAAGAGUAGCUUACGAGAACCACAUGAAGAGUUAAUGGGAGGUUAUCCUCUGCCAUCAGUUGUCCCUGAAAGAAAAAGGUACACCCCUGAACUGAAUCGACCAUCACUAAAGGACUGGAACUGGGAAGGGACUAUUGCUAAGGGAGGCAAUCCCAUUUGUCGAGCAAAAUGCUUUCCUGUGGGCAAAGUGAUGGACAUGAUGCUGCCUGAGUUUCUAGAUUGCACGGCAAGAACUGGUUUAGACAUGCUGGCUAAGCAUUACUACCAAUCAUCUAAAGCAUGGGUGGUUUUCUUUGUUCCUGGAAGUGAUGCUGAUAUCGUGUUUUAUGAUGAGUUUAUGCAUUAUCUGGAGGAGAAGCAACGGGCAGCUGUUUCUAAAUUGGAUGACACAACAACGUUGUUUCUGGUGCCUCCAUCUGAUUUCUCCGAGAAAGUACUUAAAGUUCCUGGGAAACUAAGCAUCUCUGGAGUUAUUCUACGUUUAGAAUGUGGUGGUUCUGGCUCCGGUGGGCCUGUUCAACAGCAAGGUGAGAGAAAAGAUACAGACUUGCUAACUUAUUAUGGUGAAACAUCAUAUUCAGAAGCUAGUGGAGCGUUUCCUGAUGUGGGAAACCCACGUAUUCCGGGUCCAACAGCUUUUCUGCGUAGUGCGGGUCGUGACAAUCAAAGUGCAUCAAUGGAUCCAUACGUCGAGGACAAGCAUGAUCAGUUGAGUCACCGGUAUUCUGGAUCGGACUGGCCGCCUCGUGAUACAAACCCCAGAAGUUCACCCUUCAUAGAUCAUACUGUUCAAAAACACAGCGGGUUUGUUCCUGGGAAACAGCAAAAUGCAGAUCUAAGUCGUUAUCAUGAUACGGAAACUCCAGUCCCAGCAGGGUUUCAGCCUGAACAGCUUACACAUUUAGCUUCCUCGCUACCCAGACAGCAACAACAGGUACAGAACACUCCAAAUCAGCCUGAGAGAUAUGCACCAGAAGGCCGAGCAAGUUUCAGCCAUUUGCAACAUGCGCAGACACCAAGCAUACCUCAAUUGGUAACUCCACAAAAUCAAAAUGUACAGAUACAAAGUAGCAACAGCCAACAACAAGAAGAAACAGAGGCUAAUCCACAGAAGCGUCUUCAAGCAACAUUACAGCUAGCAGCUGCACUUCUCCAGCAGAUUCAACAAGCUAAACCGAGUUAAUGGUGGCUUCCUGAGUAUGAAAUCUUUACAUUCUUUCUUGCUGGUUGGUAUAAAGAAGAAAAGGCGCAAAUGCAAGUGUUCUAAUAUCGAGAUUAACAUGCCGUAAUACAUAUAGGCAAAAGCCUUUCCAGUAUAAGAUGAUUGUAAAAUGUAGAAUCCUCAUUUUACGUCGUUUUACCUUUUGUAUGAAACCAAUACUACGUUACGUUGAAUAGUAAUAUUCAUUUUUCUCAUUUGCUG